CAGCUGUCCUUGGUCUCGAGCGCUCACGACGUCUUCAAAGGUCGAAUUUUUCUUGCUACCCUCGCCCUCCUUUCCAACAAAAGGCGUUGGGAACAAUCCUCUCGCCCUCCUGGGCGGUUUUACUGCGGUUUCGGGAACGCUGGGCAGCCUGACAGCAUCACCCGCACUAGGCCCACGCUUUUCUGUCGCAGACCUCAGCACUCUGCCUGAGGGCUUCGGGGCUCUCUCGACAGGUCCUCGUGCUGUCUCAGGCUCCACUGAUGAGUUUUCAGGUGCUUUUGCCCUGGUGGCAGAGCGGAGCACUCGGUCACUGGAUAGGGCUUGUGCCUCACGCCCGGCAAAAACUGGCAUGGUGAUAGAUCCGACGCUGAGGGAGUCGUUGUCAAUUACAUUGUGAUACGAGACAUCGAAUUCGGCGAUCUUCUCGACCCACCGCGCCUGGCGACCCGACAAAUCACGCUGAUUCAUCAGGUGGAUCAGGCCCUUGUGGUCGGUGAUCCACUGGAAUCGGCAUCCCUGCAGGAUGUCGCGAUGACGCAGCAUCGCCUCGACGCCGCUUCGCGGAGAAGAAGGCUGCGACCUUGCCGCUCUUCCAGUCCCUGCCCUGCGAGACUACUCCUGCUACACCUGUGCUGCAUCCAUCCGUAACAAGGAAGAUUGGUUCCGCAUCUGGACCGUACGUCAAUGGCUUUCGGCGAUGCUCUCGCAGCUCCAACGGAACGGGACCGUGUCACCGGUCAAGGAGUGUAGUACCGCCAUGGGGACACGGACUAAGGCAAGGUCGUCCGCAAGGUAUCCGACAGAGCCCAGGAACCCGCGUAGAAGUUCACGGGUCCAUGCGAAUGCCCUUGUCGUCAACAACGCGGCCAAGCACUUUCAGUUCUGGCUGCAGGAACUGUAGUUUACUAACACCGAGUGUUCUUGAGUAGAUAAUAAUGUCAUCAAGGUACACGUCCAUGAAACGACCAAUGAAAUCCGAGAACAGGUAGUUCAUGAGCGAUUGGUAUGUCGCAGGUGCGUUACAGUCUCCCUGCUGGAGUACUAAGCUGACCAUAUUUCCGUCUGGCGUUGUCACCGUUGUCCGAGGCACAUGCUCAGGAACAAUGCAAAUCUGUUCGUAGGCGUCUUGCCCAUCAAUCAGUGAUCGAUAUGGGCAACGCGCAACUCGUCUCAGGAUCCCUUCCAUAUCUGGCAGGGGAGACGACAUCUUCAGUGUGUUCUUAUUCCGAGCGCGCAAAUCUACCACGACGCGUAGUCGAGGUGGAUUAGACUUCGCUUUUGGAAUGAGCAACAUAGGUAGUUUUUACGCUUCUCAUCCCAUUGCGGGCGCAGUGCUUCCGGACAACGUGAUGGUCGCCACGGCAGGAUCUUAUUCUCGUCAAUCAGAGCGUUCUUGCAUACUGGCUUAGCGUACUCGAUGAGCUCUUCUCGAGCUGCUUGCAGCGCACCCAUCUCAAGCAGGAGGGAGUUCGAGUAAACUCGCGCCGUGGCUACGCCUUGGAGAGCCACGCCGUCCCCAAGAUCAUAUCAUAGCCACUUAGAUUGGCUACGUAGAAUGUACGCGCACAAUCUAUAUCUUGGUACUGAAAUCGUACCUCCGUUGAGUGAUUGAUCUUUGAGCGU
This is a messenger RNA of Mycena citricolor, 1623 nucleotides long. Lineage: Eukaryota; Fungi; Basidiomycota; Agaricomycetes; Agaricales; Mycenaceae. The record is from the annotation of a GenBank genome assembly.